AUGCCAGUCAGUUCACACUAUGUGGUCAGCUACGGUACCAUGCCAACAAGUGGAUGUGAUGCAACCUAUGGGCGCAUCAUCACUACACCGUCGAGCAGCUCGGCGGCUACCGUAACCAUGAAUCGGACAGCAGUUUGCAAUUUUGGGAUAAAUCGUACGAUGUGUGGAAAUUUCGGGCACACGUUGGCGCCAAUCUACAGUAUGCCGAUGCUCGCAGCCGAAACGUUUUGCGCGGUACCUGGGCGUACAUCUCUGCUCAGUUCGACUACAAAAUACCACGUUACCAUUGGGGAGAUUUAUCGACGCAUCUCACCACCAGAAUGCCUCAAUGCCUCACUUCUGGGAGGAAUUUUGCGAAAAGCCAAGUCAAAAGAUGGAGGUAAAACACUGCGUGAUAGCCUAAAGAGAGUUGGAUUAACAUUGCCGGCUGGACGACGAAAAGCAGCAACAGUAACAGCGUGGACAGCGCUGGUGGAAGGAGGAAUCUUACGAACCUAA
Molecule: messenger RNA, 498 nt
Organism: Gongylonema pulchrum
Lineage: Eukaryota; Metazoa; Nematoda; Chromadorea; Rhabditida; Gongylonematidae
Source: the annotation of a GenBank genome assembly